AUGAUGAAUAUUGAAACUUUGCUACAAGCAGCACAAAUAUUAGAAAGUCAACAAUCAAUUCCACCUAAAAAACGAUUAGCUAGAGGCGAUCGUCAAACUCCUAAUAAUCAUGUACCUACAAGUGUUCUAUCUCCAACAACAAUCAAUACAAAUCCGACAACCAUAACAACAACAGCAACAGUUCCAACAGCAACAACAGUAGUAACAUCAACAUCAUCAUUAUUAAAAAAUGAACAUAUUGAUGAAUAUCCUCAAGUUGAUCUUAAUCUAAAUUUUCAUCAUCAUAAUCAUCUUAUUCAACAACGUUUAUCAUUAGAUCAAAAUGAUGAUGAUGAUGAUGGUGAUGACGAUGAUGAUGAUACAAAUAAUCAAAAUGUUAAUAGAAACAGUGAAAUAUCAAAUCGUGUUCAAACAACAUGUUUUCGUGAUCGUGAAAUUCAUAAUCGAUUAGAAAAACAUCGACGAGCUCAUUUAAAAGAUUGCUUUGAUAGUCUCAAAGCAGAAGUUCCAUGUCAACGUGAUCGAAAAAUUACAAAUCUUCAAGUACUUAAUUUAGCUAUUAAAUAUAUUCAGACUUUAACACGAAAAGAUCGUGAAUAUGAACAAGAAAUAGCUUCAUUAACAUCACGUAGUAUUGAAUUACAAAAUCGUCUUAGUUGUCUUAAAACUGAAUUAAAUUCCGAAGGACAUAAUGUUGAUACAUGGCUUAAUACAUGUUCUGAUAUUGAUUAUUCAACAUCAACACGUACAGCUUCUGAAGCUGAAAUGUAUCGAACAAUUGAUGAUGAUGAUAUUGAUGAUGAUGAUCAACUUGAUCAAAAUCCUCAUAUAAAUAAAAAAUCUAUUGAUAUUAUAACAAAUAAUAAUAAUCAUCAUAGUACAAAAACAAAUUCAUAUUUAAUCGAUCCAAAAACACUAUUAAAUAAUCGAAAAUCAACAACAACAACAAUAACAACAACAACAACAACAACAACUCGUCAAAGACCAAGACCAUCAAAACGAAAAUUACAAUCAAUUCCAACAACGAAUUUAUUACAUACAUUAUCAACAUCAAUACCAAUUAAUAAUACAUCUCGUUCAGAAAAUUUACUUGAUUUUAAUGUUGCAAGACAUCUUCAUCUUAAUGAACCAUGUAAUUUAUUAACAAAUAUUAAUUCACGAACAAAAGAUUCAUUAUCAUUAACACCAAUAACGGAUAUUCGAUAUGAUAUUGUUGAUAUGUUUACAAAAGGUACAACUUCACAUUUACAACAACAACAACAGCAACAACAAAUUUCACCAUUACCGUCCAUUGCAAGUCUUAUGAAUAGACAUUCAUCCCAGCCAUCACCAAUUGUUUCACCAACAAAACAAACUAUUGGUAUUAAUACAGAUCCAUUAACAACAUCGACAACUAAUAUUCUUCAUCAAUCUGUUGCGACAUCAUGA
This is a messenger RNA of Rotaria sordida, 1428 nucleotides long. The record is from the annotation of a GenBank genome assembly. NCBI's taxonomy places the organism in Eukaryota, Metazoa, Rotifera, Eurotatoria, Philodinida, Philodinidae.